GCUCUUCCCGUCUUGGUGUUUGAAGAAAUGGCUGCUUGCGAGAAUAUACCUAUGCGUCCUGGCGAGCCCACGCCAACGACCGUCUUCCUCACCAAAGGUCACCCUUCUGCGUCUGCACGCUCAGCAGCAGCUCGGCACCAGCGACAGCCCUGGACAAUGAGCCUGGUGGUGCUGCUGAUCGCCGCCGCCGCUGCUUCUGCUGCUUCUGCUGCUUCUGCUGCUGCUGGGGUUGCGUGUGCCAGCCCAGUGGGACCGUGCCAGGCACCCACCACGAUCGUCGGACACGGCCGCCGAGCUGCAGCGGCGACUGAGCCGUCGAUCGAUGGGCUUGUGCCGUGGGCGCGCAGCCCCGCGCUGUGGACUGGCGGCGCCGUGCUCGAGGUCGAGAGAAGCAAGCAGACGCUCGCGGUGGUGCUGCCCAGCGACGCCACCCUCGGCAAGGGCGACUUUGACCAGCCGCCGCCAGACCCGCUCAAGCAGACGCCAUUCACGGUCACGCUGGUCGUCUAUGGCGCGGGCCUCGCCGACGGGACGCUCAUGUGGCUGUCGGACAACGGCUUCAGCUGCCUGGAUCGCCUCAAUGUACGCGCAGUGUACAAUGCGACCGGAUCCGGAUUGUCGUCGUCGUCCGCCAUGUUUGACAUCAACCCGGCAAAUAUCGUUAUGGGCAGGCAGUACUAUCCGUGUGUCAACGAAAGCACCUCGGAGGCGCAGGGGCGUCCCUGGAUUUCGAUUGUGAUUGACAAGGCGGCUGUGCCAGAGUCGGACGAUGUGGGCAUCCCGAUGCCGCUGCGCAUCAUUAUUCUCAUCGUCUUGCUGCUCCUGUCUGGCCUGUUCAGCGGCCUCAACUUGGGCGUCAUGGCGCUCGACACGAACGCGCUUCAGAUUGUCAUGGAGAGUGGCACGCCAGACGAGCGCAGAGACGCACGCGUCAUUUACCCCGUCCGCAAGCGCGGUAACUUUUUGCUGUGCACCCUGCUGCUCGGCAAUGUGCUGGUGAACAACACGAUCGCCAUUCUGCUCGGCGACUUGACGACCGGCCUUGCGGCUGUUCUCGGUUCCACCGCGGCCAUUGUCGUUUUUGGCGAGAUUGUCCCGCAGUCUGCCUGCUCCCGCCACGGCCUCAAAGUCGGCGCCAAGACCAUCUGGAUUACCAGGCUGUUCAUGCUGCUCACCUUCCCAGCAUCCUACCCAAUCAGCAAAGCGCUCGAUUACUUCCUUGGCGAGGAAGUCGGCACCGUCUUCAAGCGCGAGGCGCUCAAGUCUCUGCUCCGUGUGACUGCCAAGGACACGGACUUGCACGCCAACGAAGUCGUCAUUCUGUCUGGCGCCCUCGAGUUUGGCUCCAAGACCGUUGCCCAGGUCAUGACGUCGCUCCAAGACGUCUUUAUGGUCAGCGUCGACAGCAUCCUCGACUACAAGACCAUGUCUGCCAUUGUCGACAACGGACAUUCACGCAUUCCCGUGUUCCAGGGCAAGCGGACCAACAUUGUGGGUCUGCUUUACUUUAAGGAUCUCGCUUUUGUUGAUCCUGACGAUAACAUUCCCCUCAAGACUGUGCUCGACUUUCAUGAUCACGAGCUUCACAUGGUCAUGGACGAUCAUCGUCUUGACCGCAUGCUUGAAGAAUUCAAGCGUGGGAAGAGUCAUAUCUGCAUUGUGAAAACGGUUCGCAACGAUGGCCCCGGUGACCCGUACUAUGAAAUUGUCGGCAUUGUCACCCUCGAAGAUGUCAUCGAAGAGCUCAUCCAGUCUGAGAUUAACGACGAAUACGACCAAAUCUCUGACAAUCGCACGCGUCAACGGUUGCCGCGCAAGAAACUCGAUUACUCGCAGUUUGUUCGUUCAGGCGAAAUCAAAACCAAGCUCGCGCCUCAGAUGGUCCUCGCUGCUUAUUCGUACUUGUCUUCAGCCAUGCCGUGCUUUAGCAUGGAUGUGUUAACCGAGUCCGUGCUAAAACGCUUGAUUGAAGCUGGCACUGUUCGCGAUGUAUCGGUUGCGAACGACGCGCCAGACAGCCUGGUUUUGUACUCGCGCGGGAAGGCCACCGACAACUUUUGCCUCAUUCUCCAAGGCCGCGUCGGACUCACAGUGGGCUCUGAGAACUUUACGUUCACGAAUGGCCCGUUCACCACGCUUGCUGUGAACGCCAUCCUCCCGUCCACCACCCAGUACAUUCCCGACUUUAGCGCGACGGUCGAAAUCGACUCGCAGCUGCUGUUCAUCUCGCGCGCCGAGUACGUGGCUGCAAUCAAGGCCGCCGAAAUUGAAAAGGCGGCAAUGCGCAUGCCUCGCCUCAACCCUCCACUGGAGCUGACGAACAGUAGCAACGAAGACUACACUCCAGCGUCAAAGCCCUUCCCCACCUUCACUGAAGCGGCGCACCAACUCGCCACCGAGCGUCCUGCCGCCGCGUUCUCGAGCACUGGUGGCCACAAUUCCAGUGCAUCAACCUCGCGCCCCUUCUGGAAAUCCAACAAGCAGCAAACUGCUGACGGUUUCCAGUUGCUCGAAGAUGCAGACCUCGACGAUUCCGAGGAAGAUAACGCUCUCUCUUCCGAGCACAGCGCCAUCAAGCUCGAGCUUUUGAACGUCCAUGAAGACGUGUAAAACCGGCCAAACGGCUAUCUUAUGCUGGAUCAAUGUUUCUGUUUUGUUUGUAGUUUUCUGUUUUUUUUGUUUUGUUUUUUUUUUGUCGCUGUCGUGUUUUGU
Molecule: messenger RNA, 2712 nt
Organism: Capsaspora owczarzaki ATCC 30864
Lineage: Eukaryota; Filasterea; Ministeriida; Capsasporidae
Product: cyclin M1
Exons: 5
Coding region: 28-2610 (860 amino acids)
Biological process (GO): transport; magnesium ion homeostasis
Cellular component (GO): plasma membrane
Molecular function (GO): transmembrane transporter activity
Source: RefSeq, a predicted model, not a curated record